This is a messenger RNA of Schistosoma turkestanicum, 504 nucleotides long. The record is from the annotation of a GenBank genome assembly. Lineage: Eukaryota; Metazoa; Platyhelminthes; Trematoda; Strigeidida; Schistosomatidae.
AUGAAUAUGGAUUUAUGUGGUGAGAUAAAUCAACAUAAUGACAACCAUUCAAAUGGCUAUGAGAUUUAUUCUGAAAUGAUGCAAUCAUCAGAAAUUUCGACUAAUCCACCAGCAAUAUCUUUAAACUGCACAACUUGGGAUUUCACUUCAAAUUCAAUUUUAUUAUCUAAAGCAAUUACAUGUGCAGAACAACAAUUAAACAAAACUAUCAAUCAAGAUUUAGAAUUGAAUCUUGAACAUUUAGCUAUUCAAAAUACUUUAAUUGUACAAAAUUUUACUAAUAGUGUACUGAUAAUUCAUUGGACACCAACUAAACAAAUCGACGUCAAUAAUCAAGUGAUUGUUGAGAACAACAAGAACAAGAAAUCAGUGAGCAAUUUUCGAAUUGAACCAACAUUAAAAGAACUUGCGCCGAAUAGUUCAACAGAAUUCACCAUUAUGUUUACACCAGUAAGUCAUGAGUAUUCGAUUGUAAACAGUGUUUUCUGGUUUUUGUUAAUCUGA